Messenger RNA from Erythranthe guttata (spotted monkey flower), 2098 nucleotides. RefSeq names its product 4-coumarate--CoA ligase 1. The record is from RefSeq and is a predicted model, not a curated record. Gene Ontology annotation, molecular function: CoA-ligase activity. NCBI's taxonomy places the organism in Eukaryota, Viridiplantae, Streptophyta, Magnoliopsida, Lamiales, Phrymaceae.
AAAUAUGCAUGGUUGAGGGGUAGUUGUAAUUAUCCAAAGAUAAGGGGGUUUCCGUAAUUUGACUAUACCUUAGGGAGUGGUUGUAAUUUACUCUAAAAAUUAAAGAAAAUGUCAAUUCCCUAAUCUACCCUUAAAACAACCCAUAAAUUCCCAUCAAAUCCCUCCCCACCUCACCAACCUUUACCAAUACAUUGCCCAUAUUUAUACUUCAAAAUGUUCAACCUUCAAAUUUAGGUACCAAAACAAAGUUGAUACCAAAGUAUAUUUUUUUUCUCUCUCUAAAUUUCAAUAACACAAAUGGAGAAUAUUGUAGCCAAGCAAGAUGAUGACAUCAUAUUCCGAUCGAAGCUACCCGAUAUAUACAUACCCAAACAUCUACCUUUACACACGUAUUGCUUCGAGAAUAUCUCCAAAUUCAGUACGAGGCCGUGUUUAAUAAACGGUGCGACGAACGAGGUUUUCACGUACGAGGAAGUCGAAUUGACUGCCCGUAAAGUGGCGACGGGUUUGAGUAAACUCGGAAUCCAACAAGGCGACACGAUCAUGCUGCUCCUCCCCAACUCCCCCGAGUUCGUUUUUUCGUUCCUAGGCGCAUCGUACAUAGGCGCGAUUUCCACCAUGGCAAAUCCCUAUUUUACCCCUGCUGAGGUCAUCAAGCAAGCAAAGGCCUCGGGGGCAAAGGUUAUUGUUACACAGGCGUCCUACGUGGACAAAGUGAGGGAUUACGCGCUUGAGAAGCGCGUGAGGGUGGUUUGCACAGACGCGCCCCCAAAUUGUGACGACUACUGUGUGGCGUUCUCGGAGCUGAGUUCGGCGGACGAGAAAGAAAUGCCGGCGGUGAAGAUCAACCCGGACGACGUGGUGGCGCUGCCGUACUCCUCCGGCACGACGGGGCUGCCGAAGGGGGUGAUGCUCACGCACAAGGGUUUGGUUACCAGCGUUGCGCAGCAGGUUGACGGCGAGAAUCCGAAUCUGUACAUCCACGGCGGCGAUGUGGUGAUCUGCGUUCUGCCGCUGUUCCACAUCUACUCGCUGAACUCCGUUCUGCUGUGCGGGUUGCGGGUCGGGGCGGCGAUCCUGAUAAUGCAGAGAUUCGAAAUCGACCCGUUUCUGGAGCUGAUUCAGAGGUAUAAAGUGACGAUUGGGCCGUUUGUGCCGCCGAUUGUUUUGGCAAUUGUGAAGAGUCCGUUGGUCGGGAAAUAUGACCUUUCGUCUGUACGGACGGUGAUGUCUGGGGCGGCGCCGCUGGGUAAGGAGCUGGAGGAUGCCGUCAGAGUUAAGUUUCCGAAUGCCAAACUUGGCCAGGGUUAUGGAAUGACAGAGGCAGGGCCAGUUUUGUCAAUGUGCUUGGCAUUUGCGAAAGAGCCGUUCGAGAUAAAAUCAGGUGCAUGCGGGACCGUCGUAAGAAACGCCGAAAUGAAAAUCGUCGACCCUGAAACCGGUGCUUCUCUUAGCCGGAAUCUCGCCGGAGAGAUUUGUAUCAGAGGUGAUCAAAUUAUGAAAGGUUAUCUGAACGAUCAAGAAUCGACCGAGAGAACAAUCGACAAACAAGGGUGGUUGCACACCGGAGACAUAGGGUUCAUCGACGCUGACGACGAGUUAUUCAUCGUUGACCGUCUAAAGGAAAUAAUAAAAUACAAAGGGUUCCAAGUUGCACCGGCUGAAAUCGAAGCCCUUCUACUCAACCACCCCUACAUCUCCGAUGCUGCAGUUGUCUCCAUGAUUGAUGAGCAAGCUGGAGAAGUGCCAGUUGCUUUUGUUGUGAGAUCAAAUGGUUCCACCAUCACUGAAGAUGAAGUCAAACAGUUCAUUUCUAAGCAGGUGAUUUUCUACAAGAGGAUAAAUCGUGUUUUCUUUAUUGAUGUAAUUCCCAAAUCUCCAGCAGGCAAAAUAUUGAGAAAAGAUUUGAGAGCAAAAUUAGCAGCUGGUGUUGCUAAUUAAGAAUCUUAAUCACAUGUUAUCAUAUGUUUUGCGUGUUAUUAUUAUUUUUUUAAUUCGAGUACAAAUUCAUGCUUGUAUAUUAUAUAUAUGUGAAAGAAUAUAAUGCGAAAAAUUCGACAAUGUUUAUCAUAUAAUACACUUCGAAUUAUUCGUCAAA